AACCGGGAAAACAUAAGCAUAAAGUAAAUAGCACUGUUAAUAUUAUUUAUUGCGAUAUUGCUAUAAUAUAGUGCCUACAACUUUACUGUCCAAUAGUUGCCUAAAGUAAUAUUAAUAAUUACUUAUUCAUCGUUCGUUUAUUAUCACAUGUAAAUUAACAAUUUUUUGCUUGUYGCGUCGUUAUCGCUUUUAACUCAACUCACACUUCACACUUUCACAGUCACUUAAAGUAUUUAAAAUUAUAUAACCGUUGUUGCUACAAUAAAAUAAUAUGGAAUCCACGACUAUACCCACACGGUCAUUUGUUAACGGUUCUUUCUUGCAAAAAUUCACCGACAAACCCGUUACAUUGAUCGGAAACGUGUUGAAGGUGAGUCCUGAUGGUAAAUCAGUAACGAUGCAAACAACAGAUGAUCAUGUGGUGACUGUUAAUUUUCAUGAACCGAUUGACAGCUCUCUAGAUGGAUGGGUCGAAGUUCACGGUUUGGCUAAAGAUAAAGGCACUGUGGCUGGAGGAAGUUACUACAAUUUACCAUCAUCAAUAACUGAUGAUUUUGAUAAAUCACAAUUUAAUGAAGCAGUAUUACUAUUAUGCAACCUGCCUAACCCCUUGAAGUAAUAAAAGGCAAUGAAUUGUUGAUUCAGA
This is a messenger RNA of Diuraphis noxia (Russian wheat aphid), 646 nucleotides long. RefSeq names its product Replication protein A3 (gene RPA3). Gene Ontology annotation, cellular component: site of double-strand break; DNA replication factor A complex; nucleus. NCBI's taxonomy places the organism in Eukaryota, Metazoa, Arthropoda, Insecta, Hemiptera, Aphididae. Gene Ontology annotation, molecular function: single-stranded DNA binding; damaged DNA binding. The record is from RefSeq and is a predicted model, not a curated record. Gene Ontology annotation, biological process: DNA replication; mismatch repair; nucleotide-excision repair.